CAUUUAGGGCAUCAGCAGCUGCUAUUCAUCCCUCCUAAAUCUUAAAAAAGCCCAGGCUUUCCUUUGAGAAAUCACUGUAUAAUGUAAAGAGAAACAUUAGAGCGACAAAAGGCAAAUUCUUUUUUAUAAAAAGCUCCAAUUUUCUUGCUGCCCAUCAGUUCAGCAUUUGAAGUCCCAAUGGCGGCGGCGGCGGCGGUAGUAGCAGCGGUGGUUCUGCUUGCGGCGGCAGUGGGGCCCGCAUCGGCGGGAGACCCAUAUGCUUACUUCGACUGGAACAUUGCGUACAAGACCGUUGCCCCUCUCGGCGUCGAGCAAAAGGUUAUUGCUGUGAAUGAUGAAUUUCCUGGUCCAGUUAUGAACUUGACGACCAACUGGAAUGUGGUGGUGAAUGUUCUCAAUAGCUUGGAUGAACCUCUUCUGCUCUCAUGGGUGGGAGUUCAACAGCGAAGAAAUUCAUGGCAAGAUGGAGUUUUGGGCACAAAUUGCCCGAUUCCACCUGGUUGGAACUGGACUUAUCAGUUCCAAGUCAAGGAUCAGAUCGGAAGCUUUUACUACUUCCCUUCAACUAACUUUCAGAGAGCUGCCGGUGGCUUUGGUGGUCUAACUAUUAACAAUCGCCCGGUUAUUUCAGUGCCAUUUGAUACACCGCAUGGGGAUAUCACUCUCUUUAUUGGUGAUUGGUACAAUAGGAAUCAUACUGAUUUGAGGAAGAAACUCGAUGAUGGGAAAGGUCUUGGAGUGCCUGAUGGUGUUCUGAUGAACGGGAAGGGGCCAUAUCGUUACAAUAAUAGUCUUGUUCCAGCUGGUAUUGACUAUGAAACUCUCAAUGUUGAACCAGGCAAAACUUACAGACUUCGAGUCCACAAUGUUGGUAUCAAAACUUGUUUGAACUUCAGAAUCCAAAACCACAACCUACUACUUGUUGAGACUGAGGGGACUUACACAGUGGCUCAGAACUACACUAACCUCGAUAUCUGCGUUGGGCAGUCCUAUUCAUUCUUGGUCACAAUGGAUCAGAAUGCGAGCAGCGACUAUUACAUUGUGGGGAGUGCUAGGUUCGUGAAUGGGUCACAUUGGGAUCGAGUAACUGGUGUUGGUAUCUUGCACUAUUCAAAUUCUAAAGGCAAAGCUUCUGGCCCCCUUCCGGAUCCUCCUCAAGACUUCUUUGACAAAACUUUCUCGAUGAAUCAAGCAAGAUCAAUCAGGACGAAUGUAAGUGCUAGUGGUGCGCGUCCAAACCCUCAAGGAUCCUUCCAUUAUGGUCAAAUCAAUGUGACCCAAGUGUACGAACUGAGGAACAUGCCACCGGUGAAAAUUAAUGGCAAGCUUCGGACAACACUCAAUGGAAUCUCAUAUACUAAUCCAGAUACACCUUUGAGGCUUGCUGAUGCUUUUGAUAAGAAGGGAGUUUACACACUUGAUUUUCCGACUAGGCCAAUUAAGGGUGCACCUCGAGUUGGGAGAUCUGUGAUCAAUGGUACAUAUAGAGGUUUCAUGGAAAUAAUAUUCCAGAACAAUGACACCAUAGUUCAAACAUACCAUAUGGAUGGAUAUGCAUUUUUCAUUGCCGGGAUGGAUUAUGGGGAGUGGACGGAGAAUAGCCGAGGCACAUAUAAUAAAUGGGAUGGUGUUGCUCGGUGCACUAUACAGGUGUACCCAGGAGCAUGGACAGCUGUCCUAGUUUCAUUGGACAAUGUUGGUUUCUGGAACGUGCGCACGGAGAAUCUGGACACGUGGUACCUUGGGCAGGAGGUGUACGUGAAGGUGUUCAAUCCAGAGGGGAAUGAAAAAAAUGAGUUGCCUGUUCCUGAUAAUGCCCUUUACUGUGGGCUUCUCAGUGAUAAACAAAAGGCUCAAAAACCUCAUUCAAAGAAUGACUCGGCAGCUUCUCCAGUUCUGCAUGCAAGUGUAAAGUUUAUAUUCUCAAUGCUGCUGUUGGUUGCAGUUGCCACGUUCCCAUAAAUAGAUUCAGAAGGAAUCUUGUGACUGCUAGGGGAUUUUUCUACCCUUAUUGAGGAACAUUGGCUGGCUUCAUCAGGCUUCGAUUGUGUUAGUACUGUGUAAUUUGUGAAGAUUCUUACUGUGGAUAUGAGUUUGUUCUCGUUCAGUAUUUUCCCCGCCUUUAAACAUCCUUAGAAUUCCCCCCCACUUCAAUAUUCAUGCUCUCCAGCGUUUGACCAUUCAUUCUCCUGAAAACUUGUGUACUAAUGGUAACUAUUUAGCGCAUGCUGUAUCAUUCCUUUUUAUUUAUUAAGAGUUUUUCUCUUUUGAUGAGCUACA
Molecule: messenger RNA, 2280 nt
Organism: Asparagus officinalis (garden asparagus)
Lineage: Eukaryota; Viridiplantae; Streptophyta; Magnoliopsida; Asparagales; Asparagaceae
Product: monocopper oxidase-like protein SKU5
Exons: 9
Coding region: 178-1962 (594 amino acids)
Molecular function (GO): copper ion binding; oxidoreductase activity
Source: RefSeq, a predicted model, not a curated record